Messenger RNA from Aplosporella prunicola CBS 121167, 613 nucleotides. RefSeq lists its product as uncharacterized. The coding region runs from base 79 to 444 and encodes 121 amino acids. The record is from RefSeq and is a predicted model, not a curated record. Lineage: Eukaryota; Fungi; Ascomycota; Dothideomycetes; Botryosphaeriales; Aplosporellaceae. The transcript has a single exon.
AGCAAGGCACACCAAGGCGGCGGAUGCACGGCGUAACCGUUCUCGAUUUGCGUGGCCGUGAAAUUGGACCUUGCGUGCAUGAUGCCCGUUCCUCGUCUCGUCUCCUCAUCCGCGACUCCAUCUCCUCUGCAUCCACAACAACACCACGCCAUCUACCCCAGCACCAUCGCCCGCCAUCGCCCCCGCAACCUGCACCCUACACCGGAAUGCGUCGUGCGCCCUAGCUGCCCACACGAGCGCCCUCGACACUGCACGCCGCCCGCCAACACCGCCAUCAGCAGGCCGCAGCCAAGCCGCCACGUCAAGCUCAUCGAACCGGGGUGCGACGAGACGUACCGUUGCUCCAGCUGUCAAGCGCAGGCCGCCGCGACAGGCACUGCCAUUUCCAUCCAUCCAUCCGUCCAUUACCGCCGCAGCCAGCGCCGUGUGUGCCGAAGCGCGUAGAGGCCACGCUCAUCGAGAGCCAGUCUCGGUCGCCGCAGCGUUCAGGGCGACCCGAGAUUCUCGCCAGCCCGGUUCUGGCCUUGCCCUUCGGAUCGCUGGGCUCCAUUGCGGCUGUUCCUCCCUCAAAGCACGGACUUUGCGCUAAGAAUUAGGGUUCGCGCUAGGCUAU